This is a messenger RNA of Sapajus apella (tufted capuchin), 2275 nucleotides long. RefSeq names its product complement C1q and tumor necrosis factor-related protein 9A. The record is from RefSeq and is a predicted model, not a curated record. The transcript has 4 exons. Gene Ontology annotation, molecular function: protein binding. The coding region runs from base 1094 to 2095 and encodes 333 amino acids. Lineage: Eukaryota; Metazoa; Chordata; Mammalia; Primates; Cebidae.
AUGUGGUAAAAAAUAUAUAACAUAAAACUUACCAGCUUAACCAUUUUCAGGGCACAGUUCAGUGGCGUUAAGUACGCUCUCUUUGUUGUGCAACCAUCACCACUAUCCAUCCCCAGAACUCUUUUUAAAUCUUCCCAAAGAGAAACUCUGUACCCAUCAAUCAACUCCCUUUUCCCUCUCUCUUCACCCCUGGCAACCACCAUCCUGCUUUCUCUUUAUAUGAGUUUGACUGUCCUAGAUGCCUCUCAUAAGUGAAAUUAUCCAGGUCUGUCUUUUUGUGACUAGCAGGUUUCACUUAGCAAAAUGUUCUCCAGGUCCAUCCAUGUUGUAACACGUGUUAGAAUUUCCUUUCUUUCUGAGGCUGAAGACUAUUCCAUUGUGUGGACCUACCACAUUGCAUGUAUCUGUUUAUCCACUGAUGGACACUUGAUGGAUCCAUCUGGGUGCAGAAAGAAGAAAUCAAAACUUCUAUGGACCUUUUUAAAGAGAAGUUGGUGUUUCUAACAUGGCUCAGCUUAUGGCAUUUGCUGGCCUGAUGGCUUUUUGAGUGAGCUGGAUGAAGCCAAGGGUCACAGAAAGCAACUUUCUUUCUUUCUAACCACCAUCCUGCACGUCUGCUCUGUGAGGCGUCUUUUCCUGGCUAACAGCUUCCAGAAUGCUAUGGAAAAUAAUGCAACUGUGAACAUGGAGCUCUGUUCCAGUCCUUGCUUUCACUUCUUUUGUGUAGAUGCACAGCAGUGGAAUUGCUGGAUCAGGGGUAAUGCUGUUUGCUUUACUAUUUCAAAUGUACCUUUAUGCAUAUUGUGAUACAAUUUGGUCUUUACAACAGUCCUGUGAGAUAAGUAGGCAUUUAUCUCUGGUUCGGAAAACUCAUUUCUUCAAAGCUAAAUGAUAAAUGGAAGAGGAUCCUGACCUUAAACUUGGCUUUUUUAUUGCCUGUUCACCUUGAAGAGUGGUUCCAAUCACAAGUGUUACCUUCCAAAGACGAUGUCUUUCUGAUUGUAACCAGCUUGGUCUGCUGCCAGGCUUCUGCCCUUCCCUGCCCUGAGCCUUCUGUCCAAGUCUGUCCAGUUCAGAGUCUGUCAUCUGAACCAUGAGGAUCUGGUGGCUUCUGCUUGCCAUUGGAAUCUGCACAGGGGGCAUAAACUCACAGGACACGUGCAGGCAAGGGCACCCUGGCAUCCCUGGGAACCCCGGUCACAAUGGUCUGCCUGGAAGAGAUGGACGAGACGGAGCAAAGGGUGACAAAGGGGAUGCAGGAGAACCGGGACAUCCCGGCAGCCCGGGGAAGGAUGGGACGAGUGGAGAGAAGGGAGAACGAGGAGCAGAUGGAAAAGUUGAAGCAAAAGGCGUCAAAGGUGAUCAAGGCUCAAGAGGAUCACCAGGAAAACAUGGGCCCAAGGGGCUUGCAGGCCCCAUGGGAGAGAAGGGCCUCCGAGGAGAGACAGGGCCUCAGGGGCAGAAGGGGAAUAAGGGUGACGUGGGUCCCACUGGUCCUGAGGGGCCAAGGGGCAACACGGGGCCUUUGGGCCCAACUGGUUUACCGGGCCCCAUGGGCCCUAUUGGAAAGCCUGGACCCAAGGGAGAGGCUGGACCCAUGGGGCCCCAGGGUGAGCCAGGAGUCCGGGGAAUAAGAGGCUGGAAAGGGGACCGAGGAGAGAAAGGGAAAAUCGGUGAGACUCUAGUCUUGCCAAAAAGCGCUUUCACUGUGGGGCUCACUGUGCUGAGCAAGUUUCCUUCUUCAGGUGUGCCCAUUAAAUUUGAUAAGAUCCUGUUUAAUGAAUUCAAUCAUUAUGACAUAGCAACGGGGAAGUUCACCUGCCACAUUGCCGGGGUCUAUUACUUCACCUACCACAUCACCGUUUUCUCCAGGAACGUUCAGGUGUCUUUGGUCAAAAAUGGAAUAAAAAUACUGCACACCAAAGACGCUUACAUGAGCUCCGAGGACCAGGCCUCGGGUGGCAUUGUCCUGCAGCUGAAGCUCGGGGAUGAGGUGUGGCUGCAGGUGACAGGAGGAGAGAGGUUCAAUGGCCUGUUCGCCGAUGAGGACGAUGACACAACUUUCACAGGGUUCCUCCUGUUUAGCAGCCCGUAACAGAGAAGAGUUUAUAAAUCCGCCACACCAUCCAUCAGAAUCAGCUUGGUGACAAACUUAUUCUGAUGAUUUUACUUUAUUAAUUCCUCCAAUUAUUACAAUCAUUAUAAACGGAAAAGUUAUUCCUAAAAUUGACUCUGUGUAACUUACGAUCUUUCCAGGAGUAAAUGUUUGAAAUAA